Molecule: messenger RNA, 399 nt
Organism: Rotaria sp. Silwood1
Lineage: Eukaryota; Metazoa; Rotifera; Eurotatoria; Philodinida; Philodinidae
Source: the annotation of a GenBank genome assembly
AUGAUCGAAGCUGACCCGACAUUUAUCGACGAAAUUGAUCAGGUGCUUUAUGGUUCUCAAAGUAAGAACAAAUAUGAUCAACUAUAUUGUAUACUCAACAAAUAUAUACACGGCUAUGCUGCCAAAGUCGUGCUUGGAAGUUAUCAAGUUCGUGUACAGCACAAACAAAUGGGUGAAAUAUACGAUACAGACGGAUUAGAUCAACAAAUAAGAACCAAUAUCAAAGCAAACUACAAUGAAGUGGGAGCCAGUGUUGGUCUGGAACGAAAUAAAAAAAAGGCACGAGCAAGACGGAAAAUCAAUAAUAACACGCUUAUUGAUCGUUCAACAACAGGUGGUGAUGCUCUCACAAAUGAUCUGAAUGAAUGGCUUGAAGCAUUAAAAAAUACAAAUACAUGA